CUAGGGUGGUACUAGGGUGGUGUUGGGUGGUACUGGGUGGUGCUGGGCGGCGCUACUCAGCUUGUGUUGUCUGGAAUCUCCACGCUGAUGCGUCUUCGCCUACGCUCCUCCACUUUUUACCCGAGAGAAAGCCUUAUUGCCGUUUGACGAGAGAGAGGGGGUGACCUAUUACAUGUACUAAGAUGCCAGCAUCACUGGAUUGCAAGGUGUAUGUUGGAGACUUGGGCUCAGGAGCAUCAAAACAAGAGCUCGAGGAAGCUUUCUCAUACUAUGGUCCAUUGAGGAAUGUAUGGGUAGCUCGCAAUCCUCCAGGAUUUGCUUUUGUUGAAUUUGAAGAUGUUCGUGAUGCUGAGGAUGCUGUCAGGGGGCUGGAUGGCAGGACAAUAUGUGGACGCCGUGUACGUGUAGAACUAUCAACUGGUAAAUCUCGAAGCAGAUUUCGUGGCCCCCCUCCUCGUCGAGGCAGGCCUUUCCACCCUGAGGAUCGUUGUUAUGAAUGUGGAGAGCGUGGGCACUAUGCUAGAGACUGCUAUAGGUACAGCCGCCGUCACGGAUCGAGGUACUCAAGGUCCCGAAGUCGAAGUCGCACACCUCGUAGGAGAAGGUCAUACACGAGGUCCAGAUCACGUUCAAGGAGCAGGACCAGGGAUCGUUCUCACUCACGGGACCGAAGCAGAUCAAGGGAGAGGUCAAGGUCUCGCUCGCGUUCCAGGGACCGCAGCCGCAGUCGUACACGUGAAAGGUCCAGAUCAGCAUCGAGGGACAGGGAUCGCUCUCGUUCACGUGACGACAAAGGAUCUACCCCUUCUUCUGAGUGCUAACCUUCAGCAUCACUCCUUGAUUAUGGGACAGAAGCCGAUCACGGACUCCAGUUCAGAAUGGAAGCCCUAAGGUGAAGGCUGAUGACAUGAAUGAUGAUUGAACUGAAAACCUUGCAUAAGCUUUUCAUAUUUUUCAGUUUUGUACUUGUUGGAUGUUAGAUUGGUGUAUAAUCACUCUUCAAUUACCUUGUUAGAGGUAUUAAGUGAUGGACAUAAUUCCAAACUUAAUUGGUCAGUAAAGUUGGAUGCAUUCCAACAUAUUAAAAAUUUACAUAGCACUGUAUGGUUGAAAUUUUCAAUAAAAUAUACUUCAAUAU
Messenger RNA from Cherax quadricarinatus, 1138 nucleotides. NCBI's taxonomy places the organism in Eukaryota, Metazoa, Arthropoda, Malacostraca, Decapoda, Parastacidae. The record is from RefSeq and is a predicted model, not a curated record.